AUGGUCAAGGAGAGCAUGACUAGCAAAAUAGCACUAACAGAUUCCGAUCUUGAAGUUCCUCAAAGCGAAGUCCAACCCCUUUGCAUAGCCAUGAAUCCUAAAUUGCUCGAAACAAGAAGAUCAGGUGAUCAAGGAGUUCUAGAUGAAUCACUACGACAAGAAGAUUUUUGUUUGGGAGCUUCAGUGUCGGAGAUUGCAAUAACAAUAUCAGAGGAUGUUGCAAUACAAAAUGAUACUAGUUGCCUCCACAAAAUAACACAGGAAGGGAACAUAGCCCUCCAUAGACUUGGUAGCCAAAGAAAUUUGGAGCUUGCCGGUGAGAUCUGCCAUAAAGGGGAAUCUCUUUUGAUGGCACCAAACAUGAGGCUCGACACUCCAUUGCAUUAUGCUGCAAGGGAUGGAGAUGACAAGAAGGUCUCCAUUAUCAUUCAAUCUGCAAAGGAGGGUAGGACCGAAGCGAGAGUGUUAACAGCAAGGAAUAAGAACGAAGGCACUGCUUUGCAUGAGGCUGCCAAAUAUAACAAUGAGCGCGUGGCCGAGAUAUUGUUGGAGGCGGAUGAUGGAUUGGCAUCAAUGCUGAAUGAUGAUGGUAUGUCUCCGCUCUAUUUGGCUAUCGUGACAGGAUCCUUCAAUGUAGCUAAAGUCUUACUGCAGUCUUCCUUCUGGAUGAAUGCUUCUUUGGAAUCUUACACGGGCCCUAACGGGAAAACGGCGUUGCAUGUAGCAGUCCACCUGAGUCGAGAAAUUACAGAAGAAAUAUUGAAAAGGAAGCCGAUGCUAGCCAAAUGCAUCGAUUCCUCGGGAAGGGCUCCUCUUCACUAUGCAGCUAUAGAUGGAGAUCGUGAUACGGUGAAGCUAUUAUUGGAGUACGAUCCCUGUACAGCCUACCGAUCAGAUACUAAUGGCUUAUUUCCCAUACAUAUGGCAGCCAGUAUGGGAAACUUUCAUAUAGUUGAUCAGAUUUUACAACAAUGCUUCGAAACAAGCAAAUUAUUAGACAAGGAGGGAAAGAAUUUUCUUCAUGUCGCUGUGCAAAGGAGAAGAUUAGAUAUGGUCAAGAAAAUUAUAUCCCUGCGACCAAGUCUCAAAGAGUUGUUAAAUGACCAGGAUAACCAGGGGAAUACGCCGUUACACACGGCCGUUGAAAACAGUGACCAACGGAGCGUGCAUUUUCUUCUGCGCGACGAAACCGUGCUCUUCAACAUUGUAAACCGUGACGGCUUCACCCCUCUCGACUUGGCUUGCGAAAAGAUGGAUGAAGGCCUGCACUUCUGGAUGAAUGCAGAAUACUGCAUCGCUAGCUGCUUGGCUUUAAUAAAGGCUCACUCCAGUCCACGAGAGUUGCAUGAUUGGAAAAGGGUCGUACCAUCCAGCGACGGCAAUGAGGACAAAACGAAGCCAUCCAGCGAUGAUAAGGUCAAAGAAAAUUCAUCCAGCGGCGAGGAAAUAGAAAUGAAGAAAAUGCAGGAUGAAGAAUUAAAGAAAGAGCUGGAUAUACCCAAAAAUUGGGUGGUCGCUGCGGUGUUGAUUGCUACAGUUACAUUUGCUGCUGGCUUCACUGUCCCUGGGGGGUAUAUAGCCGAUGAUCAUCCAGGCCGUGGCACAAUUGUUCUAGCAAAAGAGUAUGCUUUCAAGGUGUUCCUUGUCUCAGAUGCCUGGGCGUUCGUUUGGUCCAUGUUAGCCACAACCUGGUUCAUGUAUGCAGGGACGUCGACAGUUGAUAAACAUACUCGCAGGCGAGUCUUUUUUUUGGCUUGGCAGUGUCUAUGGGUGGCAUUUAGUGGCAUGUCCACUGCAUUCGCGAUGGGUAUAUAUGCAACGUUGGCUCAUAGCAGCGCAAGCAUCAGCAUUCUUUUAUGCAUCAUUGUUCUCACAACUCCUCCUUUAGCUACUGUAGUGUCAGAGCAUAACUUACUUAGUAUGAGUAGGACGGUAGGAAUCAGGCAAGGGUACAGACAUUGCAUUUGGCCAACCACCAUACACCCGCAAGUUGGAAAAGUUCUUCGUCCUGCAUUGCAGCCCGUCGGAGCUAGAGUCAUUUAUUCGCUGCUUCCAAUGUUGGUCGCUUAUGCUAUCUUUUUCCUAUUUCCGCUGCUCUUUGUGAGUAAAAAUUAA
Elaeis guineensis (African oil palm) is the source of this 2115-nucleotide messenger RNA. Lineage: Eukaryota; Viridiplantae; Streptophyta; Magnoliopsida; Arecales; Arecaceae. The record is from RefSeq and is a predicted model, not a curated record.